Molecule: messenger RNA, 593 nt
Organism: Musa acuminata subsp. malaccensis (wild Malaysian banana)
Lineage: Eukaryota; Viridiplantae; Streptophyta; Magnoliopsida; Zingiberales; Musaceae
Source: RefSeq, a predicted model, not a curated record
UUACCAUCAACUAAACAAAAGGCGGCAGCCGGUGGUUUCUGUCGCCGUUCCGAGGCUUCCUCCAAAACCAGGGGGCACCGGAGCCCCUAUAAGUAGAGGACGAGGUCACUCUGCCACUCCCGGAACUCGAUCGAGCUCCGUGUGGAGAGAGACCUGAAUCGGUGAGGAGGACAUGAGCUCCCUGCAGGCAUGGGUGGCCGAGCACAAGCUCACGAGCAUCGGUGCUGUGUGGGCUUCUGCGCUGGGAACGUCGCUGGCAGUCGCACACAAGUGGUCGCCGACGGUGAAGACGAGCCUUCGGCUUAUACAUGCGAGGAUGCACGCGCAGGCGCUGACGCUGGCGGUGCUCUCGGGAGCGGCGCUGCUGCACUACUACGACGCCAAAGACAAAGCUGCAACGGAUGAUGUCGAGAGUGCGACGCCACCACCUUGGCUUAAUUAAUUAGCUAUGAGAUGAUAUUUUAUAUGCUAUGGGAAGAACGGUAGCAGCGGCUGCCGUUUUCAUCCUCCUCUGUUCCUUCUACUUGGUUUUUCUUACGAGAAGUUGAGGCUUUGUAUGUAUAAAUACGUAUUGGUUGCGUAUGACGAAAUUG